GAGGACAUUCCCAGUCUAGACUAUUUUCAUUCACAACAACUAAAUGUUCUAGCUAGCUUUGCGUGUGCUCACAUCGACAAUCAAAUGUCUACUCCCAAAAUCAUGACCUUGGUGCAACUUGGAUCUUGGUGGACCUUAGUGCAUGUCAUCUUCAGAACUCAAAAUCAAGAGCCACAUACCGGUAACGCGGGGGCGUGGUGUGAGGAAGGAGAGUGUUGGGUGGGGGACGAGGAGAAAGGGGGGUGGAGUGGAGGUCUGUCUCCAAAUGAUGGAAGAGAAAUGCACAGUAAGAAACCUCAUGCUAUUAAGCACAAAAAUCUUGCUAAGAUAAAAGAACAUAUAGAAUCCUUUUCAAUGAAAGUUGCACAUUACUCAUCAGAUUCCAUGAAGUUUAUGCGUAGUGAACUGACCUCUCAGUCUGAUCACAAAAAAACAAAAAACAGAAAAAUCUUGAAAAGGAAAAGUGCAGUGAAACAAUCAAGAACCUCUCGAGUCCAGGGUUCACCCUUUCAACUGCGUCACUUCUACGAGGCGCAGCCUAAGUGUGCCUGCGAGAAAGACAACCGCAAAAUGAGCAACAUCCUUCCAGGCCGUUCUUCGUGCCGUAGCGGUCAGGCGGCGGGGACUGCGCCCGGCCGGGGGCCUUGCCGGAUGGCGUCCGCGCUGCGGGACGCGAACAAUGCCACCAGGGCGUCCCUUGAUGCCCGUUUCCUUAUUAACCUCCUCCCCUCCGCUUCCAAAACAUCAUUCGAAUUAACUUGGUAUACAGCUAUCAGGAAGGCGAACAACUUGAGAGAUUCUGAAUAUCGGUGUGAGUUGAAUACAAGGUUUGGCAGCUCUAAAUGCCGCAUUAUGUCAUCUUCCACGGAGCAACAUGUCUUCGCGACAGAACCCGUCGGCGAGAAACGAGUGACUGACCUUUCCGGUAUUGGCCCCGUUUUAGGACAGAGACUUACGAAACACGGUUUUGAUAAGGCCUAUGUUGUUCUGGGCCAAUACCUAUUAUUGAAGAAGAGUAAAGAACUGUUUAUUGACUGGCUAAAGGAUUUAGUGGAAGCCAACAGUCGGCAAGCCAGAGAGUGUUAUGAGUGUAUCUCUGAAUGGUGUGAUGAGUUUCUCUGA
This is a messenger RNA of Gryllus bimaculatus (two-spotted cricket), 1122 nucleotides long. The record is from the annotation of a GenBank genome assembly. Lineage: Eukaryota; Metazoa; Arthropoda; Insecta; Orthoptera; Gryllidae.